UCAAUCAAGAUGGCGGCAUCAGAGAAAUGUGUAUUCCGUUGAAAUGAAAACAAAUCGAUCAUAGCUAUUGAUAUAAGACUGAAUCAAUUAUCAGAUCAAACAAACCUUUUGUUUGUAAUGUUGUGUAAAUUUUUGAAGCUGAGGGACAGAUAAUCUUGCCAUUUGAAGCUGAGGGACAGAUUAUCUUGCCAGUUGAAGUUGAGGAAUUGAUAAUCUUGCCAAAAUGUCAAUGAAUUACGUUGGUAGUAUUUCCCUGAUGGAUAGGGGAGAUUAUGACCGAGGAGACUCUCCUGCUCAGGCCAUCUUGGAUAAAAAUGCUCGGUCUGUAGCCCAACGAAUCGCAGAUGAAACCAGGGAAGAGUUGGAGAAGGUUUUAGAACGGGUAGAACAUAUCUAUGAUUCUUAUGAGAACAGUAUGGAGUUGAUCUUCCAGACCCAAAACAGUGCUAAUAUGGAAUAUGUAAAUGAUAUUAAUGAGCUUGAAGAGAUAAUGAAAGAUCAAAUCAAAAAGAGAAAGUAUCAACAAGGACUGACGAUAUUUAUAGUUGGUUACGAGAAUGUUUGUGGCCAGAGGUUAAAACUUCUACAACAUGUUAAUGAGUUCUUCAUGGAGAAUUCCAAAAGUUAUGAAGAGGAAGACUGGUUUCCUAAGACACCAGAUCUAGAUCUUGACGAUGCUGCUGUGAAGGUAGAUGAGUCGUUGAAUAAAGCUGAAGAUCUUGCGAAUCGUCUGGGAGAAAUUAAUCAGGAAAUGGUUAAUUGGCUGUCAAAUUAUGCAAUAAACAAAGCAUCAAGCAAAGCAUUAGCAUUUGUAGAUGCAAAUGUACAUAUACCAAUGGUAUCCUUUAGAGUGGGAAAGAAGAAGUUAGAGAAAGCGUUAGAGAAGGCAAAAGAAGAUCUAGCUUCUCUGUCUGAAAAACUUCAUAACUUACAAUUAGAUUUGGAAGACAAAGAGUCCAAAUACCAGGAUUUAUUGAAAAUGUUAGAGAAUAAAAAUCUGGAGACACAAAAGUAUAAAACUGCAGCAGAGAUUGCUAAGAAAAAUGUGACAGAAUUAGAGAUUGAAAAUGCUGUAAUGAAAGAGGACCUAGACAAACGAAAAGAUUUCAUGAAAGAUUUACAAAGAAAACUGAAUAGAGCAGAAAACGAACUCUCCCAAAAUGAUAUGUUGAAAGACAUUCAGGCUAAUCAAAUAUCCGAUCAAUAUCAAGAGUCACAGUCAAUGGAGGCUCUUACUGCAAAGAAAAAGAUACAAGAACUUCAGGAGGUUGUUGACAAGAAUAAAUCCAAAACAGAAGAAGUUAAGAGGGAAAUAGAGAAAUUCCAUGAGACCCAGAUUGUAGCCAUAACUCAAGCUCAUGCUGCUGAAGUAGACUCAAUGAAGAAUGAAUUUGAGGAAGAAUUGAAGAAAGCUAAGGCAGAAAGUGGGGAAAAACAGAAAAAAAUAGACGAAGCUGAACAGGCUGCAAAAACAGCUGAAGAAGAGGCAGAUAGCCUCCGUCAUAAUCUAAUAGAAUUACAGCUCCGAGCAGCCUCUGCUGAGACGAGAAAUAGCGAGCUAGCAGACUUAGAUGAGGAUCCUUCUCGGCUCAAUUCACAGCAGUGGAGAGGGAGGAAGUCCAAUAGAGACAGUAGACCUAGCACAAAGAACAGUAGGCAGUCUAGCAAAGGGAAGCAACUCCCUACAAAGUCUCCUAAGCGGGAUGGAAAAUCCGGGAAAGAUUUGGCCGAUACUUCUAUACAGGAUGAAGGUGGUGAUCCUAACACAGCCCACGUAGAGACGAGACAGAGUAAGAAAAAUAAAUCAUCCCUGGAGCCGUUACGGGAGGGAGAAGUUAUAGAAUUUACAGAUCAGUAUGAUCUUAAGGAUAAUGAUGCAUGGUCUACGUUACCAGUGGAACAGAUGCAAAGUAGAUAUAUACAGUACAGAAAACUGACCAAAGAAAGAUUGGAAGAGCUUGAAGAUCAACUAGAAGUGACCGUGGCCAAAACACAAAGGAAAGUCAACAACCUUAAACAUCAGUUCCAGGAACAUAAAAAUAAAUGGGAAUCGGAAAGAAAACUUCUCAUAGACCAAGUAGAACAGGCCCAGAAAUUACAGACAGAGGCUGAGAAAGAGGCCGAUAAUGCUAUGUCACAGCUUGAGGAAUUCAUCAAUGAACAGGAAAGAUUGGAAGAUGAGGAGGAGGGUAAGCGUACUGACAUUGUCAAAGCUGUUACACGUCCUUCAAGACAAAAACCACCAGAUGAAGCAGGAGACAGGAAGUCUGUUUCAUCAGACACACAGACACAGAAAGAACCUGAAGCAGCCGAACCACAGUCUUCUGCAGAACGUCCCUCAGAGGAACAUACAGAACCAGAAUUAUCUAGACUUAUGCAGCAGACAGAUGAUGCCAAGGUCCAAGAAAUGAACUCCCGCAUCACUGGAGCAAUGUCAGCGCCACCUGCAGUGGAGGAUGGCGUGGAAGUUGCAGACAAGAAUGAUGCUCUUCACAGACAGAUCCAGAUCAAUUUUAGUAGACAGACCCAGACCUCUCCGCCACCACAACAACAACCACAGUCCGUACAAACAAAACCAGAAUCCCCAGAGUCUGUCAGAGAAUCGUCAGCCAUUAGUAGAGCCUCUUUAAGGAGCCAGUAUAAGGCUAAAUUAGAGGAAACUCGUCAUGCUGUUGAGGAAAGGAGGUCCAAAUCUCCUGCCAUCUCUAUACCUUCCCAGAGGUCCCUGGAGGAAGAUCAACUGAUAGAGGAUGAAGAUGAUGACGUGGCACUUCCUGAUGAUUUUAAAGAAGCAAGAAGUCGAGAGCCGACAAUGGAUGUGGCUACAUCUCCUCCUCUAGAUAGACAGCAUUCCAUUGCAAGGUACUCAACCAAACCUGAUGACCCAGUCAUACAAGAAUAUUUAAAGACUUACGAUAGUAUUAUAAGCUUCAGGGAUGCUCUUAGUAAAAUAUUACUAGAUAAAGAAAUGUUACAAGCUAGUCAAGUUCUAACUGAAUUAGAGACGGCUAGAUUUGAUAGAGACGACAAACUUGAACCCCAAGUGGAGAUGAUGACCUCAAAUGCUUAUUACUUAUUUGAAGAGAUAAUAGCUGUUUUGGGAAGUAUUUUGUAUACAGAAGAGAGGGAACCAGUAGUGUCUUCCAUGAUGAUAUCAAGGGAGGGAACAAAACCAAUGACGAGAGAGAAAUCAGGAGAUUCCAUCAGAGGAGGUCUGCGUCAGAGCCGUGUAUCUUCUGUGGCUAGUCCUGGGCUUGAUAAAAGUCUUUUGAUUGAAUUGCAAGAUAAUUAUGCCAAACUACAAAAACAGUUUGAGGGUGAAUCAAAGAAACAUGAAGAACAGAUCAGACAUAAUACAGUUGUCAUGAUGGAAAUGCAGGAUACGAUUAAUGAACUACAACGAGAACUUGGUAACCUGGGAAGGUCUGCUAGUCGUAUACGACAAAGUUCUGACUUGGCCACACCACAGGGACAAGCAGAGUCUGCUAUCAUGUUUACUAGACUGGAUUCUGAAAGAAAUGCCAAAAUAAUGAAGAGAGCUGUCAAUGACCAGAAACUGGAUCCAGACCAGUAUAAAGAUGCUGUGUCCAAAAUGGAGGACUAUGUCAGUAUACCAGCCAAAAGAUUAGCUCAUCUUGUCAGAAAAUAUGUACAUCACUGUAGAAUGAAGGAAAUAGAAGAAAAUGUGAAGAAAAGUAAGAGUUUAGAUGAGAAUGUGUUUGAAGUUUUGGACAAAAUGGAAAAUUUUCAAAAUAAGAGAGCCAAACAAUGGGCUGAUGGUAUGGACCACAUGGGCAAUGACAGACUAAGAUUUGCUAAUAUUUUAAUGGAGACAUUAGAGAAUAUAGAACAACAGUCGGGAAUCUUCCUUAUUAAACCCAUGUACUCAUUCAGGGGGAGAGACAUCAAAGAGAGAUAUGCAGGAAAACUUGCCCGUCCAAUGAGACCACAGAGAAACAUAUCGCCCGCACGGGAGAUUAGCUCGUUUGCACCAGCACCAACUCCUGCAUCUAAUAUCAGGGGCCUCACAAGGGGACAUGUUAGUUCUAGCUUAAUGCAGGCACCAGAAGAAGAAGUCCGCCAGGAACCACUGCGCCCUCUAGUGGGAGACGAUAGUGGUAUAACAGGGGCAGGAAUGGUCUGGGUAGGCUCUGUGCCGAGAUCUACAUGGAAUAUUGGUUCUUCCCAGGUACGGGCCAUUGACGAGCUUCAGAAUCCAAAUAUGAUGAACACACCUAGAAUAUUAGAAUUAGAUAUAAAUAGAAUGAUGAUUGGUCAGAAUAAUAUAAGUACCAGAAUUACCUCCCCUGGUGUGUCGGACGACAGACUUGUCAAUGCAUCACAGAAUAAUUUACGAUCUUAUGUGACGGUCAAUCGUCCAGCACCAGCGCCAGGACAAGUUAGACCUUCAACUUUCUCUAGUGUUAAAGACAAUGUACCGCCAUCAUCACCGACAGCCCAUCAGUACACACCGUCUCCGUCAGUACAGAAACGUGUACGUAUGUCAGACGGAGAUGUUGGUAGAGCAAUAAACAGUACACCACCCCUGCCACCAAUAUCUGGUGGAUCAAGAGGCAGACAUUCACCAGAAGAGACGAGUAUAUCUACAGCCUCACUUCAACCACAAGUGCUAGAAGUUGUCUCCCCUUUAAAAUGAAUUACUUCCCUUUGAACUGACUUGUAUUAAAAAGUUGUAAAAUGCAUUUACAAGAGUGAGAUAUUUUGAAGUAUAGUCCACUAAAUGAUUAGAGAAGUAAAUUUGCUUUUUAUAAAAGUCUUAAUUUAAAAUCAUUAAACAUUCAGUGCAUUAUGACAUUUUUUCUUAAAUUUCGAUAAGUUUUGUUUCUCAUAUGCAGAAUAUUUUAAAAUUGUAAGGCCUCUUUUGAGAGGUGUUUGAAAUGGAUUUGUUUCUGCAAGAAGUGAAAGUAAGAAACUGAUGAUUAUUAUAUGCUUUAGAUAAAAAAGAAGUGAAAGUGAAAGUAAGAACCAGAGAAUUGUUUGAAGCUUAAGCAGUAUCUAUGUAAUGGUGAAUACCUUUGAACUUCUUUACUUAAUGGUAAUUUUGGCUGAAAGCUAAAAAUACAUUUAUAUUCUUAUUUAUUAUAAUGCAUUCCCAAAAGACCAGAAAAAAAACAAUAUAUAUUUUUUUUCUCAGUAUUUUAUGAACAAUCUCCCGUAUUUGUUGUUUAUGUUGUCGGUCAGAAUAGUUAUAUUUUAUAUUUAAAAAAGAAUUAGAUUAUAAAAGAUCCGUCCAGAAUUGAGAUAUGUUUUAUGACCAAAUGUUUUUGCUAGAAUUUUAUUUUAGAGAGUUAUAUUUUAAGAAUUUUUCAUAUAUUUUAAGUGCUUUUGUGAAGGUUCAUUGGUACUUUUAAAGUUACAAAGUUUGUCAUAUCAGAUAAUUUGCAAUCUAAUUAAAAAUCCAUUUAUCAUUGCUUUCUUUCUGAUAUGUUACAACAUGCUGGAUUGGUAUUGUUUUAGAUUGGAUAUUUUACAAGUUUACAAUAAUUUCAAAGAUUGAGUAAAUAAAAAAGGAUGAUAUUAAAAGAUUUCUUGACCCAAAUCAAAUGACCUCACAUUAAAGAUAUAAAGGACUAAAUUCAGAUCAUGUGGAGUUUAGCACUUUUAUACUGAAGUGUAAUUCAUCUUCCACUUCAGAUUUACAGUCAUAGAGGGUUUAAUCAGUUAUAUGAUAAAAGGGGACAAUUCUUAUAUUUGUCAUUGAAUUUAUAAAUCAUAAAGGCUUUGAUAGAAUGUAAAAUCUAGACUCUAAAAAUCAUAACCUUAACAUUUUAUAUUUUCUUCUUAUAACAUGACAUUUCAUACUCAUGAUUAGGACUGUUCUAAUUGUCAAAAAGACAGAAAAAAUGGGUUGCUAAAAGAUAAAGAAAAUGGACCAAAAAAAAUUAAAGACCUCAGAAAAAGCAUAUAUAUAGAUUGAAGAAUACAGAAGUAAAGACCCCACUUAAGAUUCCUAAAUCAUUUAUGCACAAAACAAGAUUCUUGGAACAAUGACAAACUUGUGUAUCUAGUGCAGUAAAAUUGUGACUUAUGAUCAUGAAGUACCAGUGAACCUCUUGUUUUGUUUUGAGCUAAAACCUGUGAUAUUAAUUGAAUAUUUACCAAUUUAUUGUAAAUAAAACCAGUAACAUUU
Messenger RNA from Mytilus californianus (California mussel), 6151 nucleotides. Its product is annotated as myosin heavy chain, striated muscle-like. Bases 224 to 4657 code for a protein of 1477 amino acids. The record is from RefSeq and is a predicted model, not a curated record. Lineage: Eukaryota; Metazoa; Mollusca; Bivalvia; Mytilida; Mytilidae. The transcript has 44 exons.